Molecule: messenger RNA, 1485 nt
Organism: Parastagonospora nodorum SN15
Lineage: Eukaryota; Fungi; Ascomycota; Dothideomycetes; Pleosporales; Phaeosphaeriaceae
Exons: 2
Coding region: 1-1485 (494 amino acids)
Biological process (GO): amino acid transmembrane transport
Cellular component (GO): vacuolar membrane
Molecular function (GO): amino acid transmembrane transporter activity
Source: RefSeq, a predicted model, not a curated record
AUGGCGAUAGGUAUUUUCGGCAACAAGGGCGCUGAUGCUCGUAGCGACAGCAACAGCAGCAACAAUGAGAAAAAAGAUCCGGAACUCGGCAGGAUCGAGUCUCCUAGCCGUCGCGACAUAGACGACUCAAGCGAUGCGAGCAUCACCGUCGGCAAGCAGAUGGAACUCGAGGCUGGAAAUGCCAUCAAGUAUCGUACUUGCUCGUGGCAGAAAACGGCCGCUCUGCUGUUCUCCGAGUACAUCUGCUUGGCCAUCAUGUCCUUCCCAUGGUCGUACUCCAUUCUCGGCCUGGUGCCAGGUCUGAUCCUCACCGUCGUCAUUGCCUCCCUGGUGCUCUACACUUCUCUCAUCACUUGGGAAUUCUGUAUGCGCCAUCCCGAGGUUCGCGAUGUCUGCGAUCUUGGUCAAAUGAUCUUUUGGAACAAGAAGUGGGCCUUUUACGCGACCGCAGUCAUGUUCAUCCUGAACAACACCUUUAUCAUGGGUCUGCACUGCCUCGUCGGCGCCAAGUGGUGGAACACUAUCACUGGCCACGGCGUCUGCACCAUUGGAUUCGCGGCCAUCACUGCCGUCAUCUCCUUUGCUUGUUCAAUCCCGCGUACGUUUGGAGGACUCGCUAAGAUUGCCACAUUCUCCGCCCUGUUCACUUUCAUUUCCGUCAUCCUGGCAGCCGCAUUUUCUGGUGUCGAAGGAAAGCCUGCGGGAUACCCAUCAUUGGGCGAGCCCAAAGUCCUCCUCAUCCCCGCCGCAGGAACCACCUUCGUCGCUGGCAUGAACGCCUUCAUGAACAUCAGCUACACCUUCAUUGGACAGAUUACCUUGCCUAGUUUCAUUGCAGAGAUGAAGAAUCCCAAGGACUUCCCGAAGGCGCUCUGGGCCGUUACCAUCUCCGAGAUCAUUAUAUUCAGCCUGGUCGGUGGUGUUGUGUAUGGUUACACAGGUAACCAGUAUAUGACUGCGCCUGCCUUUGGUUCCCUGUCGAACGAGGUGUACAAGAAGGUCGCAUUCACUUUCAUGGUUCCUACGAUCAUCUUCCUCGGAGUCCUGUACGCUUCCGUUUCGGCACGCUUCGUCUUCUUCCGCAUCUUCGCUGGCACCGAGCACCUCGGUAGCCACACAUGGCUUGGCUGGAUCAGCUGGAUUUCAAUUCUCGCUGUUCUCUGGGUUUUCGCCUUCAUUAUCGCCGAAGUCAUCCCCUUCUUCUCCGACCUGUUGUCGCUCAUGAGCUCGCUCUUCGACUCGUUCUUCGGAUUCAUCUUCUGGGGUGUUGCGUACAUGCGUCUGAGGAGGGCUCAAUAUGGCGAGGGAUUCUGGAAGACCCGCGGCAUUCGUGGUUAUGCCGGGUUCUUCUUCAACAUUGUUCUUUGCCUCAUUGGCUUGUUGUUCUUGACUGCAGGAACAUACGCCACUGUACAGUCCAUCAUUGAUGGCUACAAACAGGCUUCAUUUGGCGGACCCUUCACUUGUCGGAGUAACGCAUUGUAG